Messenger RNA from Centruroides sculpturatus (bark scorpion), 557 nucleotides. RefSeq lists its product as uncharacterized. The coding region runs from base 151 to 492 and encodes 113 amino acids. The record is from RefSeq and is a predicted model, not a curated record. The transcript has 4 exons. Lineage: Eukaryota; Metazoa; Arthropoda; Arachnida; Scorpiones; Buthidae.
UUUACUUGUCGCAUUGGGGUGCAGUUUUCUUUCUUGACGUAAAGUAUAACAAUCGACAAACGUCCUUGGAGUAUUGAAGACAGUCAAACACACUUGCCUGAAGCUUUAUAGUAUUACGUCGUACUUUCUACAAUACGUAUUCUGAAAAAAAUGAAGUUGUUGCUCCUGUUAAUGUUUUUGGCAAUUGCUCUUCCUUCUUUCUGCAAACCUGUUGAAGAAGAAGCGACGGAGAUCGAGUCGAAGAAAACAAAUGAUCAAAAAGUUGAUGCAGUUGAAGAUGAUGAUGAUGCUUUCGAUAAAGAUGAUAUACCAGACCACACUGUUGUAGAGAAACGUGUUGUUGUAAACCAAAGACCUUUCGAUCUUCACAUUGACAUACCACCAUUUUUUGAUCUCAAAUUGUUAACAGGGAGAGACGGACAUAGUCUCGGAAUUGGCGUUUUUCCAGGUUUUAAACCCGUAACAAUCAUUAAAGAGAAAGAAAAGAAUUAAUUAUAAAUUAAACCAAAAUAAAAUAUGGAUCUCUUGCUUGUUUUUAUGUAUUAAAAUUAUAUUAG